UUUAGUUUGGAUGUAGUUGGUUUUACGUUUGUGAUUUUAAUAAGAAGUUUUUUUGUUACAAAAGUUGUUAAAUUUACUAUUCGUGUUACUUGUAAAGGAGUUGAGUAAUUUCACAAUGGGUACGAUGAAAACUUAUGAUAUCGACAUGUUUCCAAGUGACUUGGAAUUCUCCGUUUUUACUGGAGAGGAAAUCAAACGUCUCAGUGUGGUCAAGAUUAUUACUGGACUUACGUUCGACCCAUUGGGGCAUCCGCUCCCAGGUGGUUUAUAUGACAGUCAAAUGGGUACUUUUGGUAAACGCAUGGAGCCGUGUACAACAUGUCUAAAUAUACAGGCAUGCCCCGGUCACUUGGGUCACAUUGAAUUGAACGCCCUGGUAUAUAAUCCAUUUUUUAUUAAGCUUGUGCAAAAAAUGUGCAAUAUCUUUUGUGUGAGUUGUCAAAAAAUACAGACCAAAGAACACGAAACUGAAAUUCUGAUACUACAAUUGAGACUUCUUGAUGCUGGAUAUAUUGUCGAAGCACAAGAAUUGGAGAUAUACAAAUCAGAAAUUGUGUUAAACAACGUCGAAACAUUAGUGAAAUUGGAAAAUGGCGACAAUGUCCAUCCUCGUAUUGCUGAAAUGUAUCAACUACUUGAGAAGGGACAAAGUAACAAGGUGAAUGUGACUAAAACUUCAUGUGCCCUUCGAUCAGCUAUAGUUAACGCAGCACUUCAACGUCCAAUUGCCAAGAGAUGUAUACAUUGUAAAAAUCCAUUGCGAAAUAUUCGAUACCUACAUCGAAAACUAGUCUACUUUAUGGGCAUUGCUGAAAUCAAAAACAAGUUUGAGGGUAUCGAAGAAUCAAGUGGUCAAAAUAAAGUAAUAUUUGCCGAUGAAUGUCGCAAAUUUUUGCGUCAGGUGUAUGACGGCUACCCGGAGUUAAUGCAACUUCUAUUUCCUAUCAUCAAAAGUAAUGCGAAUUCCAACGAAAAAGAUGUUUCUCCAGUUGAUAUAUUUUUCAUGGACACAAUACCAGUAACUCCGCCAAAAGCUCGUCCUUCAAAUAUGUUACAUAAUCAAAUUGUUGAGCAUGCUCAGACGGCUCUUUAUCGUAAUAUAAUUGAAAACAACUCAGUGCUACGAGUUGUAUUGAGGCACAUCAAAGGGCAAGUUGACGAAAUGUCUGAGGAAGCUAAGGCUGCAUUCACCGGAAUUAGAGGAGGAACACCAUAUGAAAAACUAUAUAAUGCUUGGCAAAGUUUGCAGACAUCUAUAAAUUUACUAUUAGAUGUUAAUAUGGCGAGAGACGCACCAUCUUCAGCUGGUUUGAAACAAGUCCUGGAAAAGAAAGAGGGUCUAAUACGCAAACACAUGAUGGGAAAACGUGUUAACUAUGCAGCCCGUACUGUCAUUACGCCUGAUCCCAACAUUAAUGUAGAAGAGGUUGGAAUCCCCGAUAUAUUUGCGAAAAAAUUAUCUUAUCCCGUACCUGUUACGCCAUGGAAUGUUGCAGAGUUGCGUAAAAUGGUUAUGAAUGGACCAAAUGUACAUCCCGGUGCCAAUUAUAUACAAGACGAAAGAGGCUACACUACCCUAAUUCCGGCUGAUAAUGCUGCUAAAAGGGAGAGUAUGGCAAAAUUACUGUUUAAUUAUCCUGAAAAGGGUAUUAAAAUUGUUCAUCGUCACGUCCUAAACGGAGAUGUGUUGCUUCUGAAUCGUCAACCAUCUCUGCAUAGACCCUCAAUUAUGGCCCACAAAGCUCGUAUUUUGCAGGGUGAAAAGACUUUCCGUCUGCACUACUCUAACUGCAAAGCCUAUAAUGCUGAUUUUGAUGGUGACGAAAUGAAUGCCCAUUUGCCACAAAGUGAAGUAGCGCGUUCUGAAGCUUAUAAUUUAGUUAAUGUUGCCAAUAAUUAUUUGGUUCCUAAGGAUGGCACUCCUCUGGGUGGUCUUAUUCAGGAUCACGUUAUAUCGGGUGUGAAAUUGUCUUUGCGAGGACGUUUCUUCAAUCGUGAAGAUUACCAACAACUUGUCUUCCAAGGUUUAUCCCAUAUUAAGAAGAAUAUCAAACUUUUGCCACCGACUAUUAUAAAACCCAUACAAUUGUGGUCUGGAAAACAGAUUUUGUCGACUAUAAUUAUAAAUCUAAUACCUGAAGGUUACACCCCGAUAUCCUUGAAUUCCGUAGCAAAAAUUGGUGAUAAGCAUUGGAUGAUUGCCAAGAAUAGAAGAGCUGUCGCCGGUGGCACAGAACUAAAAGAUACUCAAAUGUCGGAAAGUGAAGUAAUAAUACGAAAUGGUGAACUAAUAGCCGGUGUAUUAGAUAAACAACAAUACGGUGCCACUACAUAUGGUUUAAUUCAUUGUAUGUACGAGCUGUACGGCGGCGAUACAUCCACUUGCUUGUUGACAGCUUUUACAAAAGUUUUUACAUUCUUCCUGCAACGUGAAGGUUUCACCUUAGGUGUCAAAGACAUUCUAGUCACCGGUGAGGCAGAUACCAAAAGACGUAAAAUCAUACAAGAAAGCCGCGAAAUAGGAGAUGCUGCUUUAGCAUCGGCCUUGGAUUUGACAGAUGUUCCCGCUUUGGAUGUACUAUCGGAGAAAAUGGAGGAAGCUUAUAUCAAAGAUCCUAAAUUUCGUGUUGUAUUAGAUCGUAAAUACAAAACAAUGUUGGACAAUUACACUAAUGACAUCAAUAAAACAUGUCUCCCCAAUGGUUUGAUAACCAAAUUUCCAAGUAAUAAUCUACAAUUAAUGGUUUUAUCUGGCGCUAAGGGCUCCAUGGUCAACACAAUGCAAAUCUCUUGUAUGUUGGGACAAAUUGAAUUGGAGGGUAAGAGACCGCCGCUUAUGAUAUCCGGAAAAUCAUUGCCUAGCUUUACUUCAUUUGAGACAUCGCCUAAGUCUGGCGGUUACAUUGAUGGCCGUUUCUUAACGGGCAUACAACCCCAGGACUUCUUUUUCCAUUGCAUGGCUGGUCGUGAGGGUCUUAUUGAUACUGCUGUGAAAACUUCUCGUUCUGGUUAUUUACAACGUUGUCUCAUUAAACAUUUAGAGGGUCUGUCGAUUAAUUAUGACUUGACAGUGCGUGAUAGCGACAAUACUGUGGUACAAUACCUUUACGGAGAGGAUGGUCUUGAUAUUUUGAAAUCAAAAUUCUUCGAUAGCAAAUUUGGUACAGCCUUCUUAACGCAAAAUUCCUCAGUAAUUUUACGGCCUCAAGAAUUGUCGAACAUUAAAAAUGAGGAAGAGCUCUCUAAAGUAAAUCGUCAUAAUAAAAAGCUCCGUUCUUGGUUAAAGAAACGCAGUAGUGCGGCAAAGGCUCACGCGAAGCACAUUUCCCCAUUUACGGAAUUCUCUGCAGAACUUCGGAACGAAAUCGAAGUGGAAAAUCCCAAUGAAAUAAAUGAAAAUACUGGCAGACGUCGUAUAGAUGAAGCCAUAGUCAAGUUGUGGCACAAGGCUGACGAUGAGAGUAAAAAACUGUAUCAAAAGAAAUAUGCCCGUUGUCCGGAUCCCACAAACUCUGUUUAUGGCCAAGACACAACGUUUGGGUCUGUAUCGGAAAAAAUUGAAAAAAUCGUAGCCGACUACAUUGAAAAACAUCCAAAUCGAAAAGAUGCCGUCACCGAUGUCAUGUAUGUUAAAAAUGUUAAAGCUCUUGCAGCGCCAGGUGAACCUGUUGGUCUGCUGGCAGCGCAAUCCAUCGGUGAACCAUCUACUCAGAUGACGCUAAACACUUUUCACUUUGCCGGUCGUGGUGAAAUGAACGUGACUCUGGGUAUUCCACGUCUGCGAGAAAUUCUUAUGAUGGCUUCGGCCAAUAUUAAAACCCCAUCCAUGGACAUACCUAUCAAAGCCAAUCAAGCGAAGGCCGCUGAAAAAUUGAGAAUCUCUUUGAAUCGCGUCACUCUUGCUGAUGUUUUGCAAUAUGUGAAUGUUAAAACACAAUUUGUGCAACAACCUACCAGAACACAAAAAUAUGAAUUGACUUUCCAAUUUCUGCCACGUGAAGCCUAUUGUGAUGACUUUUGUGUGAAACCCAAGCAAAUACUUAGAUUUAUGAGCAGCAAAUUUUUCGGUGUUCUUUUCCGCGCCAUCAUUAAGUCUAACAAGUCAAAAGCAGUAGUCAUCGAAAUGGGCGAAACGCAAAAGGACGAUUCAAACAACGAUGAAAAAUUAGAUGCCGAUGAUGGUGAAAACGGUUCAAGUGAAAAUAAUAAAAAAUCCAAGUCAAAUGUAACAUCCAACGACAAUGAUAAUGAUUCGUCGGACGAGGAAGGGGCUAACGAUGAUGGAGAUGAUGCUACUGGUAUAAAAUUAAAAUCGCGUAAAGUAGAUGAAACUGAAUACGAUGAUCCCGAUGAUGCUGAUGAGCUAAUGGAUGCUGAUGAUGAUGAAGAUGCAAAUGAUGAUGGCUUCUUUGAUACUGAAGCUGUGGAGGACAACAGCGAAGAUGUAGAAAAUGAAAAGGGCGAUAAGAAAAUUGAGAAAAUCCUGGACAACGCCUUGGUAGAGAGUUAUGUUUACGAUGAAAAGCAUUACUUGUGGGCUAAACUGACAUUUAAUCUUGAUAUGAAAUACAAACAGCCUAAUAUUUCAUCGAUCAUUAAAGAGUUGGUUCAAAAGACUGUAAUUCAUCAAGUGGAUAAGAUCAAGCGUGCUAUCAUUUAUAAGGGUAACCAGGAUGAACAGACUCUUAAAACAGAUGGCAUAAAUAUUGUGGAAAUGUUCAAACACAAUACAAUCCUUGAUAUAAAUCGUCUCUAUUCGAACGACAUACAUGCCAUUGCUCGUACAUAUGGCAUUGAAGCUGCUGGCCAAGUGAUUGUACAGGAAGUAACGAAUGUUUUCAAAGUGUAUGGUAUUACAGUGGAUCGACGCCACUUAUCGCUUAUAGCUGAUUACAUGACAUUUGAUGGGACAUUCCAACCACUGUCCCGAAAGGGCAUGGAGCAUUCUUCCUCACCUCUUCAACAGAUGUCGUUUGAAUCAUGUUUACAGUUUUUGAAAAAUGCUGCGGCCGCAGGUUACGGUGAUGAAUUAAAUUCACCAUCCAGUCGAUUGAUGGUUGGUUUGCCAGUUAAAAAUGGUACAGGUGCCUUUGAUCUGUUAACAAAAAUAUGCUAAAAGUGUUUUUUUUUUAAUUUACAAUAAAUAUGUUGUAUAUAUAAUGUA
Molecule: messenger RNA, 5164 nt
Organism: Calliphora vicina (urban bluebottle blowfly)
Lineage: Eukaryota; Metazoa; Arthropoda; Insecta; Diptera; Calliphoridae
Gene: RpI1
Product: RNA polymerase I subunit RpI1
Exons: 15
Coding region: 116-5116 (1666 amino acids)
Biological process (GO): DNA-templated transcription
Cellular component (GO): RNA polymerase I complex
Molecular function (GO): DNA binding
Source: RefSeq, a predicted model, not a curated record